This is a messenger RNA of Aspergillus lentulus, 348 nucleotides long. Lineage: Eukaryota; Fungi; Ascomycota; Eurotiomycetes; Eurotiales; Aspergillaceae. The record is from RefSeq and is a predicted model, not a curated record.
AUGCGGAGGAAAAGGACCCGUCACUAUGGAAGCGAUACAACUAACCUCGAGAAAUCAGGUCGCAUGGCUUUUACCGGUCGCACCGAUGGGGAUAGCGUUGCAGAUGAGGACGUGUUUGCCAACACGGCAUCUGAACCGGCGAUUCCGUCCUCAGUGUGGGAGCAUCAUGGACGUCGAUUCCAAGACCUCACAGGUGUGCGGAUCAAUCCGGAGCAUGGGAAAGAUCCCAAUGUCAUGAAGUGGAGGGAUGGGAAUGAUUCAGAGAAUCCUCACUGUGAUGCAGGAUUUUCAUGUCAGCCAUAUGACCACAACGCUGAGCUGGGCCUGUUCAUUGCUGGAUACGGCUAA